AUGGUGAAAAAGCCUGCAGGCGCUCCAGAGACUCAGCUAUACAUCAAUGGACAGUUUAUGAACUCUCAGACCAACCAGUGGAUUGAACUGCGCAACCCAGCUACUCAAGAGAUCGUCACAUAUGUUCCACAAGCAACUCCUGCUGAGCUGAAAGAAGCUGCUCGCACUUCCCAGGAGGCAUUCAAGACAUGGCGCAAAACCAGCGUUUUGAGUCGUCAGCGUAUCAUGCUUGAUCUUCAGUUGCUCAUUCGCAACAACAUGGAUGCCAUUGCCCAUUCUAUUACCCUCGAGCAAGGCAAGACCUUUGCUGAUGCCAAAGGUGAUGUUCUUCGUGGUCUUCAAGUUGUCGAGGCUUCUUGCGGCAUUCCUUCGCUUCUUCUUGGCGAGAAACUCGGUGUUGCUCGUGAUAUGGACACUUAUACGAUCCGUGAACCUCUUGGUGUUGUUGCCGGUAUUACUCCUUUCAACUUCCCAGCUAUGAUUCCCCUGUGGAUCUACCCAUUGGCCAUUGCAUGUGGUAACACCUGCAUUCUCAAGCCUUCUGAGAAGGAUCCUGGUGCAACUAUGAUGCUUGCUAAGCUGGCUGAAGAGGCAGGUGUUCCCAAGGGUGUUCUCAAUGUCGUUCAGGGUGGUGUUGAUACUGUCAACUUCAUCUGCGAUGAGCCCGUCAUCAAGGCUAUUUCUUUUGUUGGAUCUGAUCAAGCAGGAAAAUAUAUUUUCCAGCGUGGUACCGAAAAUGGCAAACGUGUCCAGUCCAACUUGGGUGCCAAGAACCAUGGUGUUGUUAUGCCUGAUGCCAACAAAAACCACACGCUUAACCAGUUGAUUGGUGCCGCCUUUGGUGCUGCUGGUCAGCGUUGCAUGGCUCUUUCCACUGCAGUGUUUGUCGGCGAGUCCAAAAACUGGAUUCCCGAGCUUGUCGAGCGCUCCAAGAAGCUCACUGUCACCAGUGGCUUUGACAAAGAUGCCGAUCUUGGUCCUAUGAUCUCUGUUCAGGCUCUCAAGCGUGCCGAGGAACUUAUCGAGUCUGCCACUACUGAGGGUGCCAAAAUUGUUCUUGAUGGUCGUGGCCUCAAGCCCAAAGGAUUUGAAAAGGGUAACUUCCUUGGUCCUACCAUCAUUACUGAGGUUAAACCCAACAUGAAAUGCUACCAAGAGGAGAUCUUUGCACCUGUCCUUGUCUGUCUUACUGCCGAUACCCUUGAAGAAGCCACUCAGAUCAUUAACGAUAACCGCUAUGGUAACGGCACUGCCAUCUUUACCAACUCUGGCAGUGCUGCUCGCAAGUUCACUGAGAACGUCGACGCAGGCCAAGUCGGUAUCAAUGUUCCCAUUCCCGUCCCUCUGCCCAUGUUCUCCUUCACUGGUAGCCGUGGAUCCAUCCGUGGAGAUCUCAACUUUUACGGAAAGAGCGGAGUUCAGUUUUAUACUUCCACCAAGACUGUCACUGCUCUCUGGCGUAGCGAGGAUGCCGAAUCUUCUCAGGCCAACGUCAACAUGCCUACCCACCAUUAG
Messenger RNA from Batrachochytrium dendrobatidis JAM81, 1515 nucleotides. RefSeq lists its product as uncharacterized. Lineage: Eukaryota; Fungi; Chytridiomycota; Chytridiomycetes; Rhizophydiales. Gene Ontology annotation, cellular component: mitochondrion. The transcript has 9 exons. Gene Ontology annotation, biological process: thymine catabolic process; L-valine catabolic process. The record is from RefSeq and is a predicted model, not a curated record. Bases 1 to 1515 code for a protein of 504 amino acids. Gene Ontology annotation, molecular function: methylmalonate-semialdehyde dehydrogenase (acylating, NAD+) activity; malonate-semialdehyde dehydrogenase (acetylating, [NAD(P)+]) activity.